AUGUGGAGUGACAAGCAAAAACAGACAACUCUCAGAGCCGCAAAGGACGAGGAACUCCAAGUCCUGGGAUUUGGUAGGGAUGGAUUCUGUUAUAGCUUCAGUGCUCCCAUCAACACUUUGCCACAACUGGAAGACUCGGCAUGCCUAGAAUGAACAUUGAAAUUUUAUUUAUCGAAAUAUCUAAGAAAGGGAGAUGAAGAGAAGAAGCGGAACUUAUACUGCUCAUUUGUUGUAGCACUGGAGGCAGCCACUAGAGAUGGAGACCUAAUUAGGGGCAUUAAAUUACCCUCAGGGGAUGCAGUAGUAACAUUGCGGACGAAGAUGCGCUAA
Blepharisma stoltei is the source of this 330-nucleotide messenger RNA. The record is from the annotation of a GenBank genome assembly. NCBI's taxonomy places the organism in Eukaryota, Ciliophora, Heterotrichea, Heterotrichida, Blepharismidae.